This is a messenger RNA of Geodia barretti, 1599 nucleotides long. The record is from the annotation of a GenBank genome assembly. NCBI's taxonomy places the organism in Eukaryota, Metazoa, Porifera, Demospongiae, Tetractinellida, Geodiidae.
AUGUCUUGGCCCCCCACCGUCAAGACUGGCAUUCAGGUCGAAGGAACAGGACCCGGUGUCUCGAACCAUCAUCAGGUCGCUGGGUAUCAUCUCUUUGUCGCAGGAAAAUGGGCAGCGCGCCCUAUCGGCGGACAGCGCGAUCCUGAGACACUCGAUCCGAGCGCGUUACAGAACGUUCCACACAUUGAUCCCGUCACCAUUGAACCGGUUGAGAACGGAAAAUGGGAUGCCCUGCCUGAUUCCACAGAACCCGUGCGAGAGGUUGAACUUACCAUUCAACCCUUGGCGCGCGGCAGAGAAGAUGUGAUGCCUUCAGUCUAUUCCAACGGUGAAGCCCCUGACGAAACACGUAUUCCAAAACCGUUUUAUGGAUUGAUUUACGCCUCUGGCGAUAACGGCUAUGAUCGGGUACGGAUCUGUCGGAGCCGGUCUGGAGAUGAUUCCGUGGCAGACCUGGGUCCCGGUGAAUGGAGCGAGUGGUGGUUGGAUACUUUUGAAAUUGAAGCGGCUGAAGUGGAAGGUUACGUCCGAAUGAAACUCGUGACGCUCACCCCGACAGCGGACGCUUUUGAACUUUUCGUCCCACAAAUUUGGCCGAGAGAAGGAUACACGGUGCCAGAGACAAUCGCUACCACGAUUGACACUGAAAUCGGCUCAUUCCUUCAAAAUCCGGCUCGCGAUGCGCUUGGACAAAUGGACGACGAUACCUAUUUCGAGUUGCUUGACUACCACCAUCAACGCCUCGCGGAUGUCGCGACUCACCUUGCAACAAACAACGAUUGGGAUGUCCUAAUGGUGGAAAGCCAUGCCCCGGACUACGCCAGUCAUUUCUUCCUCAGCCAAGCAGAUGAAAUCAGUGGCGCAGCACCUGAGACAAUUCACCGAUGUCGUGAGGGGUUACGGCGAACGUAUGAAUCUGUGGAUCGGAUGAUUGGGCAACUAAUGGAACAAGCGGAUGAAGAGACCGUAAUUCUCGUCUGUUCCGACCACGGCGGCACCCCUAAUCAAUUCCGUGCCGUAGACAUCGAAGAAGUGCUCGAAGAGACAGGAUUCAUCGUUAAAGACGGAAACGGGGCAAUAGACUGGACGAAAACACGAGCAGUUAAUGUCGGGUUAGUGCAUAUCUUCAUUAACUUAGCGGGACGUGAACCGAAUGGGAUCGUUGCCCCUGAGGACUAUGAAGCAACGCAGCGUGAACUCAUCGCAGCAUUGCAUACCUAUAAGGACGAAAAAACCGGACGACACCCCUUUACGUUAGCCGUGACGCGGGCGGAUGCAGAGAUGUUUAAUUUACACGGAGAUUUGGUCGGUGAUGUCGUCUACGCACUUCGACCGGAGUUCGACGGUGCGCACGGCAAGCAGUUACCCUCUGUGAGUUUCGGCAUUGGUGGUCAGCACUCUACAUUCAUUCUAUCAGGUGCAGGGGUUCGACAAGGGGUUGCGUUGCAACGACAAGUUCGCGUCGUGGAUGUCGCACCGACGCUCUGCUACCUAUUGGGGCUUCCGAUGCCUAACAACGUGGAAGGUGGUGUCGUCUACGAGGCGUUAGAGGAUCCAAAUUGGCAUUUGACUUAUUUACAGUCGUCAGUUGUCAGUUAA